Molecule: messenger RNA, 1246 nt
Organism: Pseudomyrmex gracilis
Lineage: Eukaryota; Metazoa; Arthropoda; Insecta; Hymenoptera; Formicidae
Product: nucleolar protein of 40 kDa-like
Exons: 2
Coding region: 390-1157 (255 amino acids)
Biological process (GO): RNA stabilization
Molecular function (GO): RNA binding; zinc ion binding
Source: RefSeq, a predicted model, not a curated record
GCACAGAUAAGAUCUUCGCGGUUUUGAAAGGAACAAAAAUUUAAACGACCCAGAGGGUGCGUUCGCUUUGGACGCACCCUCUAGAGGUGCUCUCGGAAUUGGCGCUAAUUUAAAUUUAUGUUGACAAAGAAUACGAUGUGACAAGAUCGAUGAGCUUGAAAUUCGGAAAAGAUGAACAAAUUCAAGUAUUUUUAAAUUUACGAGCAAACGCGUGACGAUUUUGAUGCAGCAAGCAGAUGGAAAUUUCUAGUUUAGAAAUCUAACCUUUAAACAUUACAUAACCUACAAAAACAAACUAUUGUGCGUGUGAUUUCACGUUUUUCGAAAUAAAGACCAUAAAAUGGCAUUGAUUUUCCCAUAACUUUAUUUUAAAACAAAAUCGAAGCAACAUGACAAGGUGCGAAUUAGAUCAAAUAUUUUUGGGGGAAAUAGCAUCUGUUCAGAAUUAUGGAGCUUUUGUAAGAUUGCCUACUACUUCGCAACAAGGUUUAAUACACCGAUCACAGGUAAGCUCAGCUCAUGUCGACAAUGUUGCAGACGUUUUGCAAAGAGGUGAUCGUGUAUGGUGUAAGGUAAUUUCUGUGGCGGAAGAUGGAAAAAUAGGACUGUCGAUGAAAUAUGUGAAUCAAGGAAAUGGUACAGAUUUAGAUCCUAAUGGUGUGGAGCUACAAAAAGAUAUACAACGAAAAAAGAGUCUAGGUGUUACUCAACGGAAGACCAUACAACUGGAAGCGGUACUCAACACUACGUGCACAAAGUGUGGAACCCGAGGACAUAUGGCAAAAGAUUGCUUUAUGUCUCCUAAUGGGAAAAAGUACGAAUUAAUUCCAGAAAUUGAGGAAAAACCUGUACCUGAACUAAUCCAAGAAACCAAUAAAAAACCAGUGGAAAAGAAACACAAAUCAAAAAAGAAAAAGGCAAAGAAAACUAAGCAGUCUUUAGAUGAAAGCGAUACAGAAGAGAAAAAAAGUAGAAAGAAAAAGAAAAAGGAAAAGGAACGCAAGAAGCAGAGAAAAAAAUAUAGCAGCAGUUCAAGUGACUCCUCUAGUUCAUCAUCCAGCCGUGAUACAAAAGUUCGCAAACGUAAACACUCAGAAGAUUCUGAAAUUCGGACAAAAAAAUGUAAACAUUCUAAAACUAAACAUCACUCAAGUUAGAUAUUAAUUUAGUUUUGACAUAUUAUAUGACUCUUUUACACACACACAUGCGCUGCUUAUUAUGUAUAUAUGUGAACCUGUAAUCAUGA